AAUCGGGCACUGCCGUCCACGGAUGUUACCGCUGAAACGCUCACGGACGCCUACGUUGCUUUCAUCUUUUACUGCAACCCACAGUUUGCGCUUGACACAGAUACAGACGUCUUGCGGGCGACCUUCAACAGCCCACCCAAGAGCGACAGCAAGGAGUUCCAAACAUAUGUAUUGUUUCGGCUAAUCCAGAAACUCGACGCUAAGGACAUUAAGACUUGGGGCCAAGUGGCUCUCGAUCUGGGCGUCGAAGCGCCCGAUAUCAACAAAGGUCAGAGUGUGCAGAAAGUUCAGCAGUAUACUGUAAGACUCAAGCGAUGGAUGAGAGCGAUGCAUAUUGAUGCAUUCUUCGAGUAUCUGCUCGGCAAGCAGCAUGCUUACUUUAAUGAGAUUCCACCUACUAGCACCCCAUAUCCGCCCGGUGGCAGAGACGGUGUGGCUCCCGAAGAAGACUUAGCUAUCAGAGCACUGGAUCCGACCUUUCGACCUAAGCGUGGUAGACGACGCAACUCUGAGAUAGAGCUUGAGGAGGAGUCCGCGGCGCAGCAUGGGCUGCCGGGAAGUGACCAUGGUCAAGUGAACCAAUUGAUGUCGGCUUAUCCACAAUCCGCACACCCCGACGGCGUCAAUGACCAUUGGGCGAUCGCAUCAGCGGUAACACCUCAGACAUUUGCUCCAUGGGCGAACAGUCAAGCGGGUCCCCAUACAGCUGUGACAACCACAGCACCCUCGCACCUUCGAUGGCAAUUACAUGGUAAUAGUAUGCUCACUUCCACGCCGCAUCCGAUGACAAGUCAGCCUACCUCUAUGACAGCGCACAUCGACGCAGCGUUUGACGCCAAUUCAAAGGCUGGCGCGACACCAGCUAGGAAAAGGCGGAAGAAUGGUCCUGCGGUGUCAAGUGCCUGGCCGUCCGCGAAUGCGCCCGGCGCCAAACCGAGAGGCAGACCACCUGUCAGUCGCAGUAUGCAGGACGGUCCUUAUAGCACCUUUCCUGCUGACCCUGCCAACGAGAAGGGCAGCAGCACUGGGCAGCCCGUUACGCUUGGCCGUAUCGGGUUGACAGAGUCUAUCCCCACGGAGCCACUUGUAAAACGCCCUCUGCUAAUGCAUCGUUCAAGCGAGAAGACCAAGCUAUCGCUACAAGUACCACAACAUACUGGCGGGCCUGUCCGGCUUGCCACGCCGCCACCACGAGUUCUUGUCAACGGUGAAUCGAAUGACAGCGAAGGCAGAAGCGUCACCCAUACCCCGGUAGUGGAGAGGCCAGCCUUUGCUCAAGACGGACACCAAUUCAGAGGCAGAGUGUUUGAAAACCUACAAACUGUGGAAAGAGACAUUCCAGGCUUCGCAUUCGAGGCGCUAAAGAGAGCCUUGACCAGCGAUCUCUUGCGUGCGAGCAUCGUCGGUAGACAGCAUCGACUAAGCGGAGAUGAGGCGAAGCGUCUCGCUGAUGCAGUGCUCCAUCGUCUAGGCGUGCCGCGCCAUGACACCGAUGCAUCUCGGGACGACAUUGCUCGGCUGACGGCCGCAUCCUGGCUUGGCUUAGGUGAACAGUUCAACGUCCCACUCGGUCCGGCAACCGGCCAUGGGAAACGCAUCGCUGUGACUCACUUUCGAACAGAUGCCGAUGGCUAUGAAGAGAUUGUU
Messenger RNA from Baudoinia panamericana UAMH 10762, 1647 nucleotides. RefSeq lists its product as uncharacterized. The transcript has a single exon. Gene Ontology annotation, molecular function: DNA replication origin binding. The record is from RefSeq and is a predicted model, not a curated record. The annotation marks the transcript as partial. NCBI's taxonomy places the organism in Eukaryota, Fungi, Ascomycota, Dothideomycetes, Mycosphaerellales, Teratosphaeriaceae.